GCUUACGAGUGAAGGAUAUAUAAGGUGUGUGUAAAACACAAUAAAGAAAACUUGCUAUUUCGAGAACUUGCUAUUCUGAUGCCACACUGACUGAGGGAAUUCUGUAACGGGACCAAGCGCCGACAAUUGGCGCCUGAACAGGGAGCUGAACGAACAGUGACUCCAGAGAAGAGGGACUCAAAUGAACAGGGACUUGAACGAACAGGGACUCGAAAGAUGACCAUGGCUGAAGCUGAGUACCAGACCAGUGUCCAGGAGAAGCUGACACUUAUAAUUGCCUCCUCUGCAGCAGGACUGGUGUUUCUCAUUGCUGUUGUAGUCAUCAUUACUGUGGGCAACAGAAGAAGGGGCUUGGAGAAGCCUUGCAAAGAAUACGCUGAAAGAAGUGGGACGGGCUCGGAGAAGCCUUAUAGAAAAUACGCUGAAAGAAGCGUGGCAGGCUCGGGGAAGCCUUGUGGAAUGCACGCUGAAGGGAACGUGGCAGGCUCGGGGAAGCCUUGCAGAAAAUACGCUGAAAGAAGCGUGGCAGGCUCAGGGAAGUCUUGUGGAAUGUACGCCGAGGGGAGCGUGGCAGGCUCAGAGCAGCCUUGUGGAAUGCACGCCGAAAGGAGCGUGGGAGUCCCGGAGAAGCCUUGUGGAAAACAUGCUGAAGGAAGCGUAAAAGGCUUAAAAAAGAAGCCGUAUCGAGAGGGGGCUGAAAGAAGCCUCAUCGUCCCCAGCCACUCCGACUGCUUCUCGCUAGACGAAGGUAAGCGCUUGCGCACUAUGGGGAACAAAAUGUCCUCGGAACAGGAAAAUGUUUUUGCUACUUUUCAAUUUAUCCUUAAACAACGGGGGAAGGCAGUGUCCUCUGCUGACCUGCAACAGAUCCUCAUAUGGGCUGCUUAAAAACAAUCCCUCAUUUAUAAAUCAGACAAUUUAUGAUCUGAAAACUUGGGAUGGGAUCGGAGUGAAACUGUGGGGCGCAUCCACUAAAGGUGAUAAGGUGGCGUCUGGGUUACCUGAAACCUGGAGAAAAAUUUUUGAACCUUUGAAAAGUCAUGAGGGUUCAUCGUCGGCUACCCCCAGUCCAUUCAAGAAUGAAGGAGCCACAGGCCCUUCAUCUGGCUCACCCGCUGUGCCAUCAGCUCCUCCGUUGUCACCACCACGGAGGGUCCUUGCCGCCUCCCCUCCUGAGGGUCCUGACAAUCCUUUUGAGGGUCCUGACAAUCCUCCUGAGGGUCCCGACAAUCCUUUUGAUCCUGGGCCAAUAGACCCUGAAGAAGAGCGGGAUCUGUCUCCCUCCGAUCCACACGAUAUGUGGGCGCUUAUUCGGAGGGAGGCUAGGAAAGCCGGAGACGCGGACAUGUUGGGGGCUUUUCCUGUCAUUGUAGCCCCAGACCAAGAGCCGCAGUGGGAGGCUUUGUCAUAUAAUGUCCUGCGAGAUUUACGGCGUACUGUCACUGACCACGGCACAGGUGCCCCAUAUACUGUCAAUUUGAUUCAAUCCAUAUGCGAUAGCUCUGUUCUCACGCCGCAUGAUUUCAAAAUGAUGUGUCGCCUUAGUAUGACUGAUAUGCAGUAUACUGUGUGGAAUCUAAGUGGAGGGGACUAGCACAGAUUCAGGCAACUGAGAACCUGAUGCUACCGCAGAGAAACUCGCUUCGGACUAUAGAUGUGAGUGCUUUGAUGGGUGAGGGAGAUUUCUCCAUCCCAGCUCAACAGGCGCAAAUUGCUGUGGAAGGGCUACAGCAAGUUAAGCAUUUGGCAAUGUGUGCUCUCAGGACUGUGCCAGAGGCUGGAAACCUGAAAGCAGAAUUGCCUCUGUUCGACCUUUUGUUUUCUCCAACUAUGCUCCUUCAAUCGUGGGCACUAGUAGUGAUAGGUUUGAAAGACUUUUUCUUUAACAUCCCAUUGUGCCCUCAGGAUGUCCCUCGCUUUGCAUUCUCUGUCCCUUCCAUUAACACUGCCGAACCGCAUAGUCGUUAUCACGGGACUGUGCUGCCACAGGGAAUGAUACAGGCAGCGACCGCAGCAGGGAAAAAAAAAUUGCUGAAGAUAAGAUUCAAAAGACACCUCCUUGCUUAUACUUGGGCUGGAAGAUCUCAAAACAGAAUAUUCAGCCACAGACUGACAAUAGGAACAAAGAUCAAUCAAAGAUGACUCAGCAAGCAGCACACCGCAGAAAGCUACAUCAGCCUAUUAAUGUUUUUGUUAUUGACUACUUGUUGCCAGUUUCUAAACUGUCAUUAACCCCCCUUGCAGGUGCUCUUACUGUUUUUACAGAUGGAUCCGGCAGGACUGGCCAUGCAGGGAUAGUAUGGAGGAAUAGUGCUGGAACGUGGGAUAGUGAUGUUCAUGUCACCACCGGCUCCCCACAAAUUGUGGAACUGACAACAGUGGUUCGUGUGUUCGAACAAUGGUUUGAACCCAUCAACAUAAUAACAAAUUUUGCUUAUGUUGCAGGCAUCGUGAUGCGACUUGAACACUCUUAUCUAAAAGAGACAACGAAUGCACAAUUGUUUGCACUGCUUUUACAUUUAAAGUGGUUACAAGCCUAUGGUACCUUAAAGGCCAUGCUUCAAAAACAAAAAAGGGGGAGUGUGGGUAUGACUCCUCAGGAAAGAAUAGCUAAAGCAUGCUAUGUUCUUAAUUUCUUAAAUCACUGGACAACAGAGAACCUCCAAAUUUACAGGCACUUUGGUGAUAAUACUCUAACUUCUGUCAAGGAAAGAGCACAGGUUAUGGUAAAAAAUCUGAGCACCAACCAAUGGGAGGGGCCCUACUCGUUGAUAACCUGGGGUCGAGGUUAUGCUUGUGUCUCAACAGGAACAGGUCUGAGAUGGGUGCCAACAGGAUGGGUCUGUCCAUCUGUCUCAUCAUCUGCUGUAACAUGAUCACCACACUCUCAUCAGCGGUUUGGACCCUAUCUGCAGCAGAGCAACCUUGGACCACAAGAAUUGGAAUUGUUGGGAUCAGUUAAAAUGGACUAUUGUCUGUACUUCAACUAUAGUGGGAAGAAUCAACCAUUAAUUCAGUGUGUUAAUUCUAGUUUAGCUGCUUAUUGGAAAAAUGGGGUUAGUUUGUUUCAUUGCUUUUCUCUGUGUUUUAGUUUGUGUUCCAUGCGUGUCUCAGUGUGUAUACAAGAUGCUGUGAACUGCCCUUUUUUAUUAACAAAGAAGGGGGAGAUGUGGGGGGAGACUUAACAACAAAGAGCCCAACAGACUCUGGUAGAUCUUAUCUCUAUGAGGCCUCCGGAGUCUGGAGACAGGGCUAAGGUGUAAACAGAAUACUCUUUAGUAUGCACAGCUAAUGAGGUCACUUCUGGGACAGUUAAGCAACCCUUUGUUAUCUAAGUUGUUGUGAAGAACUUAAGGACAAUUAACCAUGAGUGGAUUUACUACUUACCAGUGAAGGAUACAUAAGGUGUGUGUAAAACACAAUAAAAAGAACUUGCUAUUAUAAGAA
Messenger RNA from Numida meleagris (helmeted guineafowl), 3447 nucleotides. RefSeq lists its product as uncharacterized. The transcript has 2 exons. NCBI's taxonomy places the organism in Eukaryota, Metazoa, Chordata, Aves, Galliformes, Numididae. The record is from RefSeq and is a predicted model, not a curated record. Bases 217 to 888 code for a protein of 223 amino acids.